Molecule: messenger RNA, 10127 nt
Organism: Doryrhamphus excisus (bluestripe pipefish)
Lineage: Eukaryota; Metazoa; Chordata; Actinopteri; Syngnathiformes; Syngnathidae
Source: RefSeq, a predicted model, not a curated record
GCUAAUGAUCUUCAUGCUAACACGCUGAUGUUGUGGUGCAUUCACUUGCAGCCUCACAGUAAGCAGGGCCUUUUUUACUGCACAUGUAAAGCCUUAAAAUGAAGCUAAUCAAACAUUGAGAACUACUGAACUAAAGUAAUCUUUUUUUUCUACAAAUGUUCUGAACUCCUGUUUCUAUGCCAGAUAUACUUUAUGCAUGUCGUGACGACAAGGCGCCACAUGGACGUGUUCCUUCCUGCAUGAGGACGGUUUAUCAACCACGCACCAGAGGAAGCAACACAGCAGGCCAAAAGAACGGCAAACAUGAACACACCGGAAUCCCGAAGAUACAUCUGUGCACGGCGGCGAGCACGCAACCCCGUCACGACCCCGUGCGCAUUGUUUGUUUCACUUCCUGUGUGUGGCGUGUCCACAAGAACGCUCAUGAGUCACAGCUGUCUUUAGCCCGAGGAUCAUCAUCCGACCACAGCAUGUUUACGUCCGACCUCUAACAUGCCAUAAAGACAUUCUCUUAAAAGCUUAGCUUGUUUCAAGGAGGAGACAGGAGCCUACACAACCUCAUCACCGUCAUGGAGAUGAUCAGACUUCACUUCACAACACGUCAUCAUUAGAUGUGGCGUUUGCUUUUUGUGCCGCCUCAGCACUAUACGGGGGCCUCAUGAAGUCCCCCUACCCCUCAGGGGAGAGAAGGAGGUCAUCGUCUCUGUCACGGCUACGAGAGGAAGGAGGACAGAACAUCAGAGGUGGCGGAGGCGUCCCGUCUCCAAUGUGAACCAGUAACCUGAUUACCCAGCUGUCACUGCGAUUAGGUCCAGGCUCUCUGGGAUACCCGGACAUAGUCUUUGGGACGUUCUUGGAAUGGGACAGCUAUGAAAGACUCGAGUGAGGAGGACGCCCCCCACCCCCCAUCCCCAUGCUGACAGCUCUUUGAAACAAUGGCGCUGUGCACACCGGACCCCUCCAAAGGCAUCCAGACUGACACCAAGGAGACCAACCAGGUGGUAAAAUCCAGACCUACGGACCUAAGGCUGACCCGAAGUUUGUCCAAGUCAGACUCGGACUUGUUGGCGCCGCAACUUGGAGAAAGCGAAGGAGGCCAUGCCGGUCGGAGUGGAUCCGUGUCCAAGUGCAAGACCGGCAACGCGUCCAAGGAGAGAAUGCCGUCCUUUGCCUCGGAAUGGGAUGAGAUUGAGAAGAUCAUGAACCUGAUCGGCGCGGGCAUCGAAAAGCCAGACAAGAACCAAAUGAGCUCAGAUGGGGCCUGCGGCAAAGCCCUGGACCAGCCGGUGGGCGAGUGGCUGGAGCACGUGGGGCUGCCGCAGUACGAGGGCAAGUUCCUGCUCAACGGCUUUGACGACCUGCGCUUCAUGGGAAGUAACGUGAUGGAGGACCAGGAUCUCAGAGACAUUGGGAUCACAGAUCCAGGACACAGGAAGAAAAUCCUCCAUGCAGCACGCAACUUGCCAAAGGUCAAAGCUCUUGGCUGUGAUGGCAGCACGUCUUUAGCUUCAUGGCUGGAUGUCCUGGGUCUACAGGAAUACCUGCCCAACUUCCUGUCCAGCGGCUAUCGCACUCUGGAGUGCGUAAAGAACCUGUGGGAGUUGGAGAUCAUCAAUGUCAUUAGGGUGGGUCCGCUGGGCCACAGGAAGAGGAUCAUCGCAUCUCUGGCCGAGAGACCCUACGAGGAGGCUCCCUCCAAGUCCCGUCGCCUGUCUCCCAUUAUGUUCCAUGACCUCCUGUCCCAGACUACGUGCCCCCUGGGCCAGAUGGACCCCUACACCAGUCGCUCCAUGGACAUGCUCCUGCCCCUGGCGGAGGCCGACCGGAGGCGGAGAGGAGGAGAUCAAGACUGUAGCGUUUCUCUGCGUUCCUAUUGUGAGAGGCCGCGCUCUGUCGACCGUCACAGUGAACGACACAAAGAAUCUCGUCUCAACUUGCGGCCGCCCAGCCACUCUGCUACCUACGCCACGGUGUCCGCCUGGCACCACCAGCCUGAGAAACUCAUCCUGGACGCCUGCGGGUACGAGGCAACAUACUUAGGUUCAAUGAUAAUCAGGGAUCUACGAGGGAUAGAGUCCACACAAGAUGCCUGUGCCAAAAUUAGGAAAUCAAAGGACUCAAGAAAAGGUCCAGUUGUUAUCCUCUCCAUCACCUACAGGGGGGUCAAGUUCAUCGAUGCAGCCACAAAGACUAUAGUUGCAGAACACGAGAUCCGCAACAUCUCCUGUGCUGCACAGGACCCGGAUGACCUCUGCACUUUUGCCUACAUUACCAAGGACCUGAAGAGCGGCCACCAUUUCUGUCACGUCUUCAGCACGGUGGAGGUGACACAGACGUAUGAGAUCAUCCUAACACUGGGCCAGGCCUUCGAGGUGGCCUACCAGAUGACCGUCCAGUCUAGGCCGAGACACUUCGUCCCGCAUUCGUCUUUGGGCUCGGAGGUCCAAGAGACUAAAAUAAGCCGACCAGUGUCGCAGUCGUGGAGCAGCAUGAGGAGAUCCGCAGGUGCCCCUGUGCUCGAAUGCCGCUGCUGUCACUGUCACACGUGUACCACCCACCGUCCUUCUUUCCUCCCGUUGCACUCUGUUAGCCCCGGAGUCCAGAUCGACCCCCUGGAGAUGGACGCAGACAUGCACUCCCUGGGCAGCACCUCCUGGCUCUUGGACCAGAGGGACUCCAACAGGCGGCCAGUCAGCACCAACCUAUCCUGUCUUACCAGGCAUCUACCACUGUGAGGCGCUGUGAGGAGGCCGCUUGACUUAGCACGGGAUGCCAAACAGACAAAUCAAUGAUAAACAAGUUUUUUUUUUCUUCUAUGCAUUUGUACAUUAACACAAAUACACCUUGUUGCACUUUGAGGAGUUCAUGUGAUAUUAAUCCAAAUUAUUCCCCUCUUCCCGGGCACCACCCAAUGACUGCACACUGCUUUUUUUUUUUUUGGGAGGCACUUCUGAUUUCCUGCUGUGUCAAAAUAACAUUGUGACCAGAUUGGGAGGGGGAGGGUGGGGUCUUUGCGCUGGCCUUGUACGUGCCCUGUGCCUCUCAGCAUCACGGUAGCACAGAGAGACUGCAAAAAGCGCCUGGAUUUGCAGAUAAAAACCAAGAAAAACACUGUGUUGACACGUGGCACUAUCCCUUUCAACCUUUCUAAGAUGGGAGUCCAUUUUGUGAUACUUUUUUUUCAUAGAGGCCAACAAAUAAUAAUAAUAAUCUCAAUUUUGUAAAUGGAAUCCAAACACGCCUAACAUAAUUUGAGUUGACUUAUUAAAAAAGAGGGGCCCGAGCACGAGUUUCCCAACUUAGCAUCUCAUUAUCACGAUGAAACGGCUUUCCACACGUGCAGUUUCACGCCAAUUUAGAAUGAAGCGCAGCAGCACACGCUAAGUGUGUCACACGGCGGCGUGUUAAAAGAACCAAAUUUAAAUGUUGUGUUGGUGUUGUGAUGAUACGAAUGGAUUUGCUAUGCUGAGAGCACGACACGCCAUGUUUAUGUAUUUUUUUUUUUUUUUUAAAAAGGAUGCUCUUCCUUCUCCUGCACUGUGAAUCAAAAGCUUGUUGUGGAGUUGACACACUUUGCGUCCUUUACCCGUGUGCACUGCUACCUUUUUGGGUUGUUUCUGUCCACUGUCCCUGUGUGUGUUUGUGUGUGUGUGCACAGGGGGAGGCUGACGUAUACGCAGACUGUUAAGACCUGUGUGUGUGUUUGUGUGGCACUGUAGCAGCGUUCUGGCCACCGUGUUCUGACUGUUAGCUUCCACUGGUGAUGCAUGUAAGCAGUGUUUGUUUUGGGUCUGGUACCUGUGGAUGCGCAGGGCCGGGCCGGGUCAGUCUGUGUGUGUAUGCGCACUGUGGCGUCUCCUGCUCUGGCUCAUCACGCUUCGUCCAUUUCCGUUUUGAACAUUUCAGCCUGUCACCUCCAGUCAUCCCUACAUCGUCCUCAUCCCGGCAACAUGUCACGUACGUUCUCCCAUUUUGUUCGUCACCAAGGCAACCUGCUCUUGUAUGGCUGGCUGCAAAGUAAGGAUGGGUACAUUAAAAAUUUAAAAAGUGGUUUAACCUAAGCAACAACAAAAAAAAACGUAUGUAACAAAAAUGUAACAAAAUAACAAAUACAAGCACUUAUAGUUCAAAAUUAUAGUUGAACCACUCUUCUGUGUUUAACAUUACAUUUCAAUGGUAGCUGAUUAGGCAGCACUGGAGUUGGACUUGAAUACAUUUGCACCUUCUACUGGUUGUCUACCAGUAUAACAGCUCAGUAAAAAUAUGAUGACUGUAGAAAUUAAUUAUAUUUUAUGCCACUGGAUGCAUUUCACAGUCCAAAGUCAACAAAAUGCUGCAAUAAGGAAUGCAAGUUAUAGAAAAAGUGACAUUUUAAACAUUUUGUGUCAACACAAGAGUGAUAUAUGAUAGUAAACUAUCAUCUAUGUCGCGUAUACUCACUAGGGUCAUGGCGAUAUGCUGGAGCCUAUCCCAACUAACUUUGGACAAGAUGCGGUGUACACCCUGCACUGGUCACCAGUGUGUUCUCUUCCUAUUAAGAAAUAAAACAAGUCAGUGCCAGAGCCAGAAACCUUUCAUUGGUGUGGUCAAGGUGAGACCAUUACUCACAUAGGGGUGGCACUUGAUACCUGAAAUGUCUAAAUGGCCAAUUACCGUUAAUAAUUUGGCAACGACACAAUUUGGAAAAAGCUUUAAGAACAAAGUCAAGUGCAAAGUGUGAAACUCCUCAGUGAUGCAAUCAGUGGAAUUAGAAAGUGAGCUCAUUCAGCACAUCUGCCAUGGCUUAUUAUUUUUGCUGCAGGUAUUCUGGCUGCGUGUGAGUUCCAGUGAUUCUUCCUGAAGCGAGAUAUUAUAUCAUUAUUAAAAGUAUUAAAAGAAGAUGCCUUACUCGCCCCUUUAGUGCUUUACAAUCAUUACAAGUUGCAUACUUACAAUAUGAAUAUUUCCAAACCGUGGAUAUACUGAGCUAGCAAGCUUAUUGCUGUGUGGAUCAUGAGGUCAUCACGUGCAUGGAUAUGGUUAUUCAUCAAUUAAUCAUUACUAUCAUCGGGCCCUAAUGCUGGUCAGUCUAUAUUGUCGGAUAUCCCAAAGUUUUAUAAUUUGUAUAAGUAUUUACAUUUUCUUUUAAAAGUAUUGCAAUGUUUAAAAAAAAUAUUGUUUGCACAGCACGGUGGUUGAGCGGUUAGCAUGCAGAUUUCACAGCUAGGAGACCAGGGUUCAAUUCCACUCUCGGCCAUCUCUGUGUGGAGUUUGCAUGUUCUCCCCAUGCAAGCGUGGGUUUCCUCCCACAUUCCAAAAACAUGCUAGGUUAAUUAGCGACUCCAAAUUGUCCAUAGGUAUGAAUGUGAGUGUGAAUGGUUGUUUGUCUACGUAUAUGUGCCCUGUGAUUGGCUGGCGACCAGUCCAGGGUGUACCCUGCCUCUCGCCCAAAGACAGCUGGGAUAGGCUCCAGCACCUAGAAAAUGAAUGAAUGAAUUGUUUGCACAUAAAAAUUGCUCUCUGUUUACGUUUGGGAUAGUCAGCUUAGAGAGCAGGGGUCCACAACCUUUUUUUGCACCACGGACUGGUGUGAUUUGGGUCUUUUUUCCACGGACCGGCCAAUGUGUGGCAGAAAAAUACAGCAAAUAUAAAAUAACACGAUGUUAAGUGCAGGGAAAAUAUAACUCACCUGCUGAAUCAGUGGGAGGCCUGAGCUCGUUUUGUUGAGACGAGAUGGUGUUCCAUCUAGGUAUGAUAUGAGACAGUGAGUCGUUAAUAAAUUAUUUAUUAUUUCUGUGCGGCCCGGUACCAGGACCGGUCCCCGGCCCGAUGGUUGGGAACCCCUGGCUUAGAGUACAGCAAAUUAACAGGGACAGUACCCCCUACUGGUAGCUGUUAAGUAGUACAAUCCUUUGAGAUAUUACUUAAUGAUGUACAGUAGAUACAGUUGCAGAUGGAAUUCUCCACAACCUAAUAAAGGCCACAAGUACCACUCUAAGUACACUUCACAUCCCUUUAUGUGUUCGUUAAUCUCUAAUUAUGAGCACACACCAGUAGAAAGUUAACAAAAUAUAAAUAUGUUAGACAUAAUAAAGUCACAAACUCAGAAUUCUGGCAUAAAAUGACUUCUAAUGUCUUCUAAUCAACCUGCAGAGUAGAAGAAGAGAGAUUUUUCACCUUGAGUAUUCACAUCCCAGAUAGGCAGGUUAAGAGUUACCUUAGUUUGCAAUAAUGAGUGCAACAGCCAUUGAGUCACACAGGGGUCCUUGUGUAGUCUCCUGUCAGCAGUGUUUUCUGCACAGAUAGAACAAGCAGGCAGCAUGUCCAAAUUUACCUACUAAUGACUAGUACUUUUCUAUGGGCAGAUCAGUCAGCUCAUUAUGUCAAUGUACCUUAUCCUAUUUGUUAUAGAUUAUAGUAAUAAUGUUCAUCUGCUCAGCUGACGAGUUAAUAAAACAGUAUUAACCUAUUAACACCUAUGCCACAACAUAUACUGCUCAAAAAUAAUAAAGGGAACACUAAAAUAAUGUAUCGUACUUUUAAAUGAAUUAAAUAUUAUCGUAUUUUCCGGACUAUAAGUCGCACUUUUUUUCAUAAGUUGGCUGUUCCUAAAUGAAAAAACUGUUUAUGUUACAUAAACACUGGCACCUUUUCUGUUCAUGUUUAUUUUUUGUGUAGCUGAAUAACUAUUGUGUUAGCAUAUAUUACACUUAUUCAGCCUGUUCUCUAUUAUUUUAUUGUUAGAACUUGCCUUCCAAGAGGACGUAAUGUCGGUUUUGGUCCAGUAGUUUGGAAAAUAAAUUAGCUUAAUAAAUUACUUAUAUUCCAGUGCGACUUAUGUUUUUUUCGACCUAAUUAUGCAUUUUUUUGGCAUUGUGCGACUUAUACUUUGGAGCAACUCCAAAAAAUGCAGAAAAUACGGUCAAUACUAAAAUAAUAUAAUCAUAUAAAUAAUAAAUAAUAUAAUAAUAUAAAAUAAUAUAAAAUAAAAUAGGUGUGCUGACAACAAAAAUUACCCAAAAAUAUCAAUUAAAAUCAAAUUUGUUAUUAUAAUUGGGGGUGUCUUGCUGUUGUCUAUUCCAUUUGCACAACAGCAUGAGAAAUUGUGUUGCUUCCCAAGUGGAUAGUUUGAUUGGCUUGGAGUUACAUUAUGCUGUUUAAGUUUUCACUUUGGUUUUUUUGAGCAGUGUAAAUAUACACGAUCAUCAAACUGGCUAAAUAGCGCCCAUCCCUACUGCAGAUUGUGUCAUAAAGAGCAGCAGCUACAAGAAGCAGGUUGUGACAGGGUGACGUGGUGCAUGUCUCUUGUUAUUUUAACAUCAGUGUCUUCCUUGUGUAGCUCGUCCCAGCGUUCAAGUUCCCGGACACCAAGCUCUGAUGAGUUGGCAGCCAGCGAGCGGCCCAUGUGUGAGUUUAGUGGGAAGGAGAUAGAGGGAGGAAAUCAACUCUUUGACAUUUAGCUCUCGCCCUGUACACUUACACCCCUCCCGGCAUCAAACCUCUCCCUGAUCACACAAACGAAAGGUAACCUGUCCAACAUUGCCAGCUAAACAGGACACGAGUAGCGCUCACUUCUCGACAAAAGGUCAGCUAUAGAAAGGUCAAGUCUUCUUUCGGGCCUCGGUCCUCGUUAUGUUGGUACUGCAACGGGUAUGAGCGUUGUCGACAAGCAUGUCAAAUCGAUCCAGGUCUACGGGAGACACUAGCUGUUUGAUAUGGACAAAAAAAAUAAUAAAAAAAAAAAUACUGUACCAGCAUCCAAAGCUUUGCCCAUGUUUGUGGCCAGAGUUUGGUUUGUCAAAGAAAAUGUUAUACUGGUUAAAAAUUUCAAAAAGCAAUAUUAUAUUCAUGAUAUUAAAUGAUAUGAUGAGAAAAGCAUCCCCGAAAGUCAGCAUUGUUUGUCUGUUUUCUUGCCGUCCUUUAUUGAUGCAUUUAAGGGAUGCACUCCCUUAGAAAGUAAACGUGGAUACGCUUUAGAAUAGUCAGUGUACAGCUUGAUAUGCACUCUCCUCCAGACCUGAACCAGUGCUCUUCACUUGUAUUGCCAGCGAUUUAUAUACUAAUAGCUGGGACUUGACUUAUUUUCAGUGGAUAGAAAAUCUACACUGCUGUACAAUUGUACACAGACUACUCUAAAGUAUGUCCACAUUGACAUUCUAUUGUAUUGUCCAUUAUUUCUCACUGCUAAUCUCUUCUUUUAGAUUUAAAACUGAAUCAGUUUAACCGCAUUUGUUGGAAGUAAGUUCGUUUGGACUUGCCUAAGUAAGAAGCAGACAACUCGGCACUCGGCAUGAGUGUGAGUGGGCAUCUACUCCCUAAAACGCCUCCAGCAUUGCCCCAAGGAAACUCUCUUCACGGUUUUGGAUCAAGCUGAAAUUAUAAUCAGCUCUGCACGCACUCGGGAGCACAAUUACAUGCAAACUUAAAAGUGUCAUUUAAAAGUUGUGCUGUCAACAAAAAAAGUCAGUUACAUUUAAAAAUGAAAGUGAUUAUCACUUGUGCUAUAAUAUACGAUAUAUGCGAUAUCGCUGAUAAGAUAAAAAGGUGAUACCUUUUGAAGUUUGCCGUGCAUCUCCACAUAGCACCAACAGCAGCACCUUAAGCGAACAGGCCCCCCCCUCAGGUGUAGCAAGCAAGCUCUUCCUGCAUGUACUGUAUAUCUGCAACUGUACUUUUACAGACAAAAAAAGGCACAACAAUGCGAACAUCACAAUAUGUUAAGAAAAAAGAAGCUGCCCGCUCUUACCUGAAGACACCGAGUGGUCACCGAGUGGAUCUGUGGCUGUGUAAUAAGGGCACAGGACAGUACACAAAAUGGGGCCAGACUAAAAAUAAAAGUUCAAAUCUUUUAUAGCCGCAAAAAAGCUGUGUACCAAACUGUGCAGAUAAAUACAAGCAUUUGAAAAAGCACACUUAUUACCUAUAAAAGUCUCCCAUCAUGGCUGCUAGACACACACAGAUAUCUUUACAAAAAAAACAACAACUCUAAGUCAAUGUGUUGUUUUGUUUUUAUACAUUUGCAUAUUUCAAAAUAUUAAACAUCAUUUUUGUAUUAAAAUAAAACAAGGAUAAGUUAAGCACACAGUUUCAGUUCUUGCUGCUAUUUACAUAUCUGGUAACUCCACAUUUCACACUUUAAAAGUGGAGGCAACACUGAGACAAUAAGUGCCAUGAGCAGAACCGUCAUAGAAAAACAUUUGAAUACAUAAGACUAGAGAUUCUAGGCAGUUUACCUCAACCAGACCAGAGUCCUGACGGAAAACAAUAAUUAAUACAAUCUUCUGUUCCCAAAAAGAAAAUAUUUUCCCUAGGCUGACAAAAGUACAAAAAAAAAUCACUUCAUAUCAUAGCAGUGCUACUAAUCAGACUCUCAGCCCUUUUUUUAUAUACUUCAUUGUUAUUUGUGUGUAAACCACACUUACCAGAGAAACUUAACUAAAUUAACACUUUUAAUCUCAAGUUGGGAUCCGUUCUCCAUAAGGAAGUAAAAAAAAAACUUCCACACUUGUGCCACACAAGAUCAUCCAUCAGAGGGCAAGUCUGCAAACAUGAGCUACACACACAAACACACACACAAAGCAACAAACACACACUCUUGCUACGAGUCCUUGAGCAUGUUGAUGCGUGCAAAGAUCUUGAGUGCAGGUCCCAGUUUAAUGUUCAUGGUGCUCAUCAGGUGAUCCUCCUUUAACAGCAGCAAUGCUUGGCCGUCAAUCUCCUGCGAGCGGAACUCGUCUGCGAUCUCCUGACAUCCUGGGUAAACGUCAAAAACACGUUUGGUCACAAAGACAAAAUGAUCCCAGCAUUACACACAUAAAUUAUACACAACUUUUUUUAUUCCUCCUGUGAUUGUCAAUAUACUAUUACCAAACAACCGCUUACUCAAUACACAAUCAGGAUUCAGUAGGUAACAUCAUAUAAAGUAUACUCACCAGUCAUUUCAUUAAGUACUGUCAAUUAAGGACCAACCAAAGUAUCAAAACAUAAUAAUAAUGCUUAGUAAAGCUUUGAUAAGCUAUGAAUGAAAGUUGCAAUGUAAUAAUACUACAUAAACAGUACACAAUAUUGAUAAUUACUAAGAUAAUAAACAUUACAUUGGGUGAGUGAUUAGCACAGAGGCCUCACAGCUAGGAGAACCGAGUUCAAUU